AUGCAAUCAGAUUCGAUGGACCUUGUCGUGGACACCAUGGAAUAUUGCCAGCCGCAGAAGUUCCAUGUCUCUCCCGAGCAGCCCAACGAUCGCCAGGCCCGUUCCAUGUCUCCCUCGCUGCAGGCGAACAUCAAGCCCCUGCCGCCCCAAAACAGCRGACCCGAUGGCGGCAUGUUGGCGUCUGCUCCAGUCCGCAACAGCCAUCGCCAGCCACUCGGUCUCAUCAUAAGACAGACAUCCGGACAACUUAUUGAGCAACCGCCUUACCAGGCCGACUAUCCUAAGGAAGUUGUGGACUCUCGCUUCGACUCCCGUGAGAAGGAAGGUACCAGAGAGGAUGGCUAUCACAUGCAUCACUCUCAUGAUGGGGGAGUCUCCGAAGAUGGACAUCGAGCCAUUCGAACCUUUCCGACACCCUGUUCGACUAAGAAAGGUACCGAGCAAGACAGUCAGUGGCGUGGAGAGCAGUCAAAGCAGACGGUCGCGCCCACCGCGAAGCGUAGGGUGAGAAAACUGAGAAGAAAGCGACCUGCUGUGCCAGUUGUCACCCAAACAGAGGAGCUUCCGAAACAAGACGUGCCGGUAGAAUCCGAUUCUCGUGAAAUCAACAUGAGCAGCAACACCAACCAAGGCGCGACUCGCGCUAUCCAAGUUGAGCCUACGAUUGUUGAUGUCCAACGCAUUGGCCAGCAAGAUGUGCCGAUUCCAGGCCUCCGACCUGACACUCUCCAAUUGCAACAUGAGAUGCAGGCAGCAGCUGUUGACGAAGGCAAGUACUAUCAUGAUGACCGUGAUCGCUCACGCAAUGAUCUGCGACCCGAUGAGCAGUUCGAACAGGAUGACCAGCACGCAGCAUUACCAAUGCAUCAUCAGUACCUCCAGCCGCAGCAAGAUCAGUACGGUCCUCCUGAGCCAGACACGAAUUUUGCGGAGGAUUUGCGACCAGACCAGUGUCCUUCGUCUGACAUUUUCGAAGAUGCCGCAAAGGAAUUUGAGAAUAAGCUCUACCGGAAACAGAAAGCCAAAUCAGACAAGCACAGGGCGGAGCGGACUGAGUGGCGGAGCAAGUUUCGGCAAGAGCUUCAAGCCAAGCAGAAGCUGCAAGAUAGUUUUGAUGUGCUCCAUCGAGAGAAGACUGAGCUUACAGUGGCGAUCGAGAAGCAGAGGACAAAGAUCAUGGGCUUGGAAGCCAUGGCUAACAAGCUCAAGAUAUUCGUCGGUGGUCUUUCCAACGACAUGGGUGCUUUGAAGAGAGAUGCCAGCAUACAUCGCCAGAACUGCAUAGAGAUUGGUGAGRAAACCGAGGAGCACAAAGCUGUGCUGGGUGGUCUACUGCAGCAGCUUUCUCGAAACGCCGACAAAUCCUCGCAGCUGAAGACCGAAGCGAUCAAAGCAUGCCACAGUGCGAGAAAUGACCUUUCAAUAGAAACCAUGCGCAACUCUCACCUCGAGGAGAGUUUGAAGGAAAAGACUUCGCUGCUUGCGGAGGAGAAGUGGCUUCGAGAGCAGCUUCAAGCUCAGCUCAGCUCUGCAGAGAAGGAGUCCAGAGACGCGACACUUCGUGUGCUUAGAUCGAGCGAGCAAUCUAUUCUCGACAAGCUGUCCGAACUCGCAGCUUCGGUUCACGAAACGGAGAAUGGACAAGCCAUGUCUGAGCAGCUUGAGAAGACUCUGGCAGCAGUCCAGGGGCUCCACACUCAGCAGAAGACUGCGGUCAAUGACAUCGCAUCGGUGAAAGGCAUCGUCGAGAGACUGUCAGAAACCCUGACCAAUCGCGCUGGAGACACGCAACACAGGAGGGAUCAAGACUCCUCACUCAAGUCUCACAUCGACGAGGCUUUGGAAAGCUUGAAGACGGAUCUUUGCCAACAGGAGAAGCUUGCUGCACAGGAUGCCACAAACCGUGAGACCAUCUCAGGAUUGCAGAAGCAGCUUGAAGAUGUCAGCAACCGCAUGAUGGAUUGCGAUUCAACUCUGUCAGGCACCCGAGCCAGCGAAACUGAACUCAAAGGACAGGUUGUUGCUUUGCAAGCGAAAGUCGACAAUCUCCAACGCCAGCUUGUCCCCAGUGAGCUUAUUUCAGCGCAGCUGAGCGAGCUGAAAGCAGAGCUUAGUCUCAAAACCACCGCUUUGCAGACCGCAGGGUCAGAGCUGGAGACCAAGACUCGCGAUCUGAGCAGGUUGAGCGCAUCAUGCGGAGAGCUACAGUCGCUACUCAAGACACUUCAAGAGCAAUUGAAGGAAGCACCAGGUGUCACGAUCUUUGAUGCUGAGCGAGCCACGCUUGAGGAGAACCACCUCAAGCAGAUCGAGACCACCAAGGCUGAGAUGACGAAAAUGUUUAAUGAGUGGCACGWGAAYGAGGUGACAAACGCGACAAACAAACUCCAGUCAAUGACACACGAUCAUGAUAAGCUCGCGAGAGAACUUGAGGCCGUUGGCAAGCGACUGGCGUCAACUCAGACGCAGAUUGAGGAGCUUCAAACGAAGCACGCAUCGCAUGUUUCCGACAUGCAGAAGAAGAUUAAUGCCGCCGAGAGUGUUGCAGAAGAACGGAAGAAGCAGGUUGAGAUACUGGAGUCAGAUCUUCAGACUGCACAGCAAGCUAGCAACGAAGCUGGUUCGCUUCGUGCUCAGCUCGUGGCUGGAAAGGAGGACCUGCAGACCAUGAUUCAGGAGAAGGACUCGCUCGUCGACCAGAUGGAUCAACUCCGACGCGAUCGCGAGAAAGGCGAAGAGCGACUCAAGCAAGAACUCCGACAAUGCCRUACCGAUAGCGAAGAAACGGAGAAACGUCUGAAGGCAGAGGUGCAUGCAGCUGAGAAGCACGGUACAGAAGUUAAUCGGCAGUUGCAGAAAUCAGCAGAGAUGGCCAUCGAGGCGGAGAGGGCGAACUACGACAAGCGAGUCGAGGCCCUCCAGAAGAGCUUGCAGGAUUCACAUGACGACCUGCAGAGACGCAUCAAGACAGAUGAAGAAUUCCGGGAAGAAGUGCAGCGAAGUUGGCAGAGUGAGGAGAGAAAAAACCAAGCUUUGGUCACGGAGCUGAAUGACAAGAUCUUGCAGGCUGAGAUCCAACGAGACGAGGCCAUUGCUGACAACGAGGGCCUUGGAGAGGAUCUCGCACGAGUACGAGAGCCCACACUCACACUGACUGAUGCAUUAGCCAAGCCAUCAACACAAACCAGCGAAGCCGUCGGAUCAAGUGAUCCUCGCUUGCAGAAUCGACACCAGCAGUCUGAGGUGGUCAUCGCCUCGCUUGAGACAUCAGAGCCGUCGCAGAAUCCACCCGCCCAAGAGGGGGCCGGCCAGGCUACAAGGCUGAUUACUCAACCAACCACAGCGCUUGCCUCUGAURCAGCGGAGAAUCCGAAGGCAUACUCUCGCGGACCUGUCAUCGAGGAGUCGCAGCUGGAGCCGUUUYCUGCGUCUUACUUCCCACAUACCCAUGGAGAGCCUUCUCCCUGGGAUGAUAUUCCUGGAAGUCAGACAUUUGGUACAUCGGUCGUAAACGAAACGCAGCCCAACCUCUCGCAAUUCAGCCAAUUGCGCGGCGAGGGUUACCAAGCGGCAGACCGCCCGAGCAAGCAACGCCGCGGACCGGCAUCUGAAGAGACACAGCAGCAGCAGCCACACAYAACCCCUCAGCUGCGCAGCUCCAGGCCUCUAUACGGAGCUCCUCACGGUGGACGAGACCAGCAGGCCCCUUUCUCCGCCGACGAGGGCAAUGCUCCUGCAUUCCCCGUAACCGCGGCAGAUAGCCCAAAUUUUGCUCGACGGAAAGUCAUACCUUCAAGCCAACGAGGCGCAUUCCACGGAGCAAUCGUCGAGGAGUCUCAACAAUCCUCCUUCCAUCAGCAGUACAGUCAAUAUUCUGCAGGAACUGACCAGGAGACGCAAUUUGUGCCUGAGACGCAAUACGAGGCAGAUUCACAGGCAGAGGUGGCCCCGCUUGCCAGCUUCCAUGCGGCCUCAACGAUGCGGAAAGGCAAGGAACACGAACUGGCAUGGGGUGGCUUUGGUAACGGUCCAUCUCAUGAUGGUUCGCAAGCUGUACGCAAUAUUCCACCACGCUUCCUCAAACCAAUGCAGCCUCCAAAUACAGCAACGAAGUUGAUACGUUCUGGCACUGGCUCGUCAAGCUUGAGCAGUCUUGAUGAGAGGGAGCUUCUCCUUUCGAGCCCAGCCGCCGCUGCUGCCUCUGGGAAGAGGUCAUCGGUAGUUGCCAAGCACCAGGCUUCAGAAACUGGAUCAUUGACUGGCAGGCCUCGCCGCACGCAGAGCAUCAUACCCCGCAGCUCUCCCGAUUUUGUUGAGCAGAUGGGAAAGGGCCGUAGUCAGAAUACCUACCACGGAGGUGGAUUGGGUAGCAAGGCUGGAUCUCAUCACAACUCGAACCACAAGGAGCCCAGAGCUGCGCCGGGUAAACGCAAGGCCCAAAGCCAGGUCGUUGAAGGCUACGAGCAGGAGCGCGAGAGAAAGCAGGUCAAUCGUAGCAGCCAAGGCGAUGGACACACGCUCAGCGAGCUCGUUGCAUCGCAGAAUCGAGCCUUACAGACUCCGAGUUCAUCGCGAGGCACCCCUCGCGCUUCCGCUCGGCCAUCUCGCAUGCAGACUUUUGCUGGUGCGAGUGCUACAAGCGCCCGUCAGACGAGGAACUCUACUAGAAGGCUUUCCAAGAACGAUGAGAUUAAUGCUCGCUUUGCCCACGAGCUCCGCUCAGCUCGCUGA
This is a messenger RNA of Ramularia collo-cygni, 4731 nucleotides long. RefSeq lists its product as uncharacterized. The coding region runs from base 1 to 4731 and encodes 1576 amino acids. The record is from RefSeq and is a predicted model, not a curated record. NCBI's taxonomy places the organism in Eukaryota, Fungi, Ascomycota, Dothideomycetes, Mycosphaerellales, Mycosphaerellaceae. The transcript has 4 exons.